This is a messenger RNA of Bombus pyrosoma, 2424 nucleotides long. RefSeq names its product clusterin-associated protein 1 (gene Cluap1). The coding region runs from base 355 to 1659 and encodes 434 amino acids. Gene Ontology annotation, cellular component: intraciliary transport particle B; cilium; centrosome. Lineage: Eukaryota; Metazoa; Arthropoda; Insecta; Hymenoptera; Apidae. The record is from RefSeq and is a predicted model, not a curated record. The transcript is spliced from 6 exons. Gene Ontology annotation, biological process: cilium assembly.
AUAUACCAUUAUUCAUAUGUACAUAUAUAAAUAAGUAUUACAUUAUAUAAACUUGGAAUUCUUUAAAAACAUUGAUAUAUUACGAUUUAGUUACUAUAAUUUCAAAUAAAUUUCUUACUUUGAUAUGUAUUGGUUACAACAGAAGUAGAAAAAAUGUAUGAAUCAAAAUUUUAAGUAAUAUUUACAUAGGCCUUCUUUUGAGCCUACGAUUCAAAGAAAAAUAAUACACUUUCAUAUACAAUGUAUGAAACUUCAUGUUUCCUUGGCAACGUGCUCAAAACGUAAAUCAAAACAUAACGUGGAAAACCGACGAAAAGUAUUGCGAUUUAUUUGAAACUUGUCUUUAGAAGAAGAAUGUCGUUUCGUGACUUGAGAAAUUUUACGGAAAUGAUGCGAGUCCUUGGUUAUCCUAGAUUAAUUUCUGUUGGAAAUUUUCGACUGCCAAAUUUUCCACUGGUUGCUGAAAUUCUUGUUUGGCUACUCAAAAGAUUUGACCCAGAUGCAGAUAUAGCUAGUGAGCAUAAUACCGAAGAAGAGCGUAUUUCAUUAAUACGUGCAGUUGCUGAAUUUAUGGCUUUAAAAACAAGUGUCAAAUUAAAUACAAAAAAAUUAUACCAAGCUGAUGGAUAUGCUGUGAAAGAAUUACUAAAAGUAGCCACAUUACUAUACGAUGCACAAAAUAAUAGUAUUAAUAACAGUAUAAUGUCUGAUGAUAAUUUUAGUACAGUUAGUUUUGACAUUUCCAAUAAAGUAAAUGAAUUGAAAUCAACUAGGCAGUUAGCUAGUCAGUUGACUGUUACUGGUGCAUCACUUUUUGACUUAUUAGGUCGUGAAGUUGACCUCAGAGAGAUUCGUAACUCAAAAGUUGCUAGACAAUUUGAUAUCACAGAAAUUGAGAUGGCCUUGAAAAGUGUUAUAGAAAAUGUACAUAAAGAAAUUGUUGAUACCAGAAAACAAAUUGAGAACGUUAAGGACACAGAGCAAAGUUUGGAUACAAGAAUUGAAAGACGACGUGCAGAGCUUGACAGAAACCAAAAGAGAUUGCAAACAUUAAGAAAGGUACGCCCAGCUUUCAUGGAGGAAUUUGAGAAACUUGAAGUUGAAUUGAGAGUCUUAUAUGAUGACUACAUUCAAAAAUUUCGUUAUCUUGCAUACCUUGAACAUCUGUAUGAAGAUGCAGCUAAGACAGAACAAGAAAGAUUUGAAAGACGGCAAGAAACAACACGGAAACAAUUAGAAAAAAUGAGGGCAGAAGACGCUAACUUUGAAAGUAUAAUGGAAGGAAAUGAUUCCAUAUUACCUAUUAAUCUUCAAGAGCCUCCACCUCCUCUCGCUGAUACAGAAAAACAAAAUACUGAGAAAACAACACCAACUAGUCGAUUGAAAUCAGCUGGUCGAUCAUCGAGAACACAAAUAUCACAGCGUCGUAUUUACGGAAGUAUGUCUGGACGUCAGAGAGGAACUAUUCAAGAAUCAAAUGACAGUGGUGGCUCUCUAGAUAGUGACAGUGAUUUGUUAAUCGAUGGUGAUCUCGAUGACGACGAUGAUGAUGAUAUUCUAGACUCUGUAGGAGGACCAGAAAUUGGGAAUUUUGAUUUGAAGGUUGGACAAGAAAAACGAGCCGUUAGUAAGCUAGAUCAUUCGGAUGAGGAUUUUUAACGAUUACAAAAAACAAUUACAAAAAUUUCAAAAUAUACCGUCCAUGUAAUUAUCGAUCUCUAUACGCACAUUUUUACAAUAACUGUAAAUAGAUGUCAAUAAAAGGUAAUAUAUUAUUAGUCGUCGUGAUCGAAUAAUUUUGACGGUGGUAAAAAAUACUUAAGAGAUAUAUAUAUAUAUAUACACAAUUAUUGUAUAUAUAUGACAUACGCGUGUUAAAUAAUUUGAAAUUCAAUUAUUCAUAUAAUUGUACAUGUACUCCAGACUUAUAUUUGCGAAAUAUAUUUUCAAGGGAAUCAAAAUACAUAUUGUCGUCGUAUAAUAUUUAUUAACUUUAUCAACAUGACGAAACGGCAUGUUGAUUGUGGCUUAGCACCGAUCACAUGUACGUAUUCAUCUAUCCUACAUGUUGUGUACGUAAAUGUAUGUACACUUCAGUGUAUACACAUAUAUACAUAAAUGUAUGUGCGCGUAAAAAAUGUGACAUUAUGAAAGAAAUAGAAACAGUUUGCAAUAUUCAUUGUCAUAACGCUCAAAUCUGUAGUCUCUUAUCUCUAGCUGACCGUAAUACUUCCUCCUUUGUUGCAUCCAUUCUGAGCACAAUUAAUAAUCACAUUUUUCUUGAAAUGUAGCUCCUAUUAUGUAACAACGUUCUCUGAAAUCACUUUAAAGGGCUGAUAAAAACUAUUCGCCAGGCAGUUCGGCAACAAAUAAAAUUGUAAAACGCAACUAAUAAAACACAACUACUAUUAAUCCAUGAUAAAA